Molecule: messenger RNA, 1289 nt
Organism: Lactuca saligna
Lineage: Eukaryota; Viridiplantae; Streptophyta; Magnoliopsida; Asterales; Asteraceae
Source: the annotation of a GenBank genome assembly
AAUAAACGAAUCUAGAUUCUUCUUCAAAUAAUUUUGAUCGAAUUGGCCGUUUUCUCAUUUGAAGGUCAGUGUCAACGGUUCUACCCGAAUUCAACCCGACAAGAUCCGAAACACAGCCAACAAGAACAACAAAGACAUCAGAUAUGCCUCCCAUUUCUUCUCACAAACAUUAUCGUUUUAUCUCAGAUUCAUCACUACCCACCACUGAAUGCAAGCUGCACUUGCAGCUAUGGCUGCUCACUCUAUCCUCUUCUCUUCUCCCGCCGCCUCUAACUCCCUCGUUUUCCCCAUCUCAAACCCUAACACUAUCUCACUUCAAUCUUCUUUCCAUGGUGUCUCCCUUAAACCCUCAAUCGCCCGUCAAUCCCUGAUACUCUCCGCCACCGCUCCUAAACCCCUUACUGUCGUUGCCGCCGUCAAGAAAGCCGUCGCCGUCCUCAAGGGCACCUCCAGUGUCGAAGGCGUUGUUACUCUCACUCAAGAAGACAGCGGUCCAACAACUGUCAAUGUCAAAAUUACUGGAUUGACUCCAGGACCCCAUGGAUUUCAUCUACAUGAGUUUGGUGAUACCACAAAUGGGUGCAUAUCAACAGGACCACAUUUCAACCCUAAUGGGCAUACACAUGGUGCUCCUGAAGAUAAAAUCCGUCAUGCGGGUGACCUGGGAAACAUAAUUGCCAAUGCCGAUGGUGUGGCUGAAGCUACAAUUGUAGAUGAUCAGAUACCAUUGACUGGUCCUAAUGCUGUAGUUGGAAGAGCAUUAGUGGUUCAUGAACUUGCAGAUGAUCUUGGAAAGGGUGGUCAUGAACUUAGCCUCUCUACUGGAAAUGCAGGUGGAAGACUUGCUUGUGGUGUGGUUGGAUUGACACCAAUAUGAAGUUGUGCUGAACCCAUUAAGUCGCAUAGAGGUUAAUGCUUUUUUGCAUUUUAAGAACCAAAGUUGAACUAUUCUCAUAUUGUAUUUAGCCAAUAAUCAAUGAGGCUUUUGUAAACACUUGGUGAAACAUGUAAAACAAUAUCUUGCUCUUUGAAUUACUUGUGAGUUUGAUUAUCGUAUUAUUCAACUAGUUUUACUUGUGCUUCUAUAAUCACACUACUUAGUAUUCGUUCCUUUUGUUCACAAAAUCCCCGACAAUAUUGUUAUGGUGCAUAAUCAAAAUAGAAUAUGUGGUUAGUGGUUAGACAAUUUCCCAUGAGGAUAGCUCAUCUUUAUAUUGCUGCUUUUGCCUUUGCAUUUGCUUGUGCAUGUUUAACUGGGGAAUUCUGUUGGGAUCUGUUGUACUCACAGC